CGGUCCAGUGUUCCACAACGGGGUCAAAAUCCACACUGCUCCUCUUGAAGUCCAGGUUCAUCUAUAGGCUGGAAUCUCCUUUCCAACACGCUGGCUUAGGUCAUGAGGAAAUGUUGAUAUUGUUGGUUACCCUCUUCAGUGCGUUCUGUGGUGCCUCUGCUGGAUUACUGCAGGAAAAAGCUUGUUAUGGCAGUGAGGUAAAGCUUCCUGAUAACAUUAAUCCACUUCUUAACAAAGGGCUGCUGUAUUUUACUCCAAGUAAUGGAGGCGAGAGGAAAAUAUUGAUCGAGGACAGGAAGGCAAAGGACCCACGACUCAAAGUUUCCCUUAUUUCAGUUCGUCUUACAGAUUUAACUAAAAAGGAUGAAGGUGUUUAUGCGGUGUUACUUAACGGUAAAGAUAUUCUGGAUGUGCUCCAAUUGAAAGUACUAGAUUGUGCCCAAAAGAUCUCUAGGUUUUACAUGCAGGAUUUGGAGUAUACUAUUUCUGAAAAGGCUCAGUACCUGGAGUACAGUGCACCUGACAACCAAAAUGUAACAUUAACUCUGUGGAACAGAACAGACACUCUAAAUAUCGAUGACAGAAGAGGAAAUGUUGAACGCAAUGUUUGGAGAAUCCCUCGCGUCACUCAAGCAGACAACGGCUACUACAACUUCAGGCGACGAGACAGGAGUCUGGAUUCAAGGAUACUUCUCACGGUAAACGAGAACACCUAUUACUAUGACCCAAAAGUGAAUGAGCGUCUCUUGAUUACAAAUCCUUGGACUGGUGAGCCGUGGACUGUGAUGUUUAAACAAGACACAGAAGAUGAAAAAAUGAUAGUGAUGAAAGAUGGGCGGUUGUAUCGGGAUUAUAACCAGUUCACUGGGAGAAUUGAUGUUUUAAGUAAUGGCAUUGAAAUAGACUCUGUAAAAACUCUGGAUUCUGGUACCUUUGAGUUCAGAGACAAACAAGGCAACCUGGCCUUUUCUGCCAAGGUGGAGGUCAUCCACGCAUCUCAUCACGCAAUCACAUAUAUGGUUGUUGGUGCCGUGGCUCUCCUUUUGUGGAUAUGUUGCUGGUAUUGUUGCUAUUGUAGAAAGAGGUGCUGUAAGAAGGACAAAUCUGCUGCUGGAGCUACAGAAGGACCUGCUGUUACAUAUCAUGACAAGUCUGAUCCGACUGCUCCGGGACCUGUCGUGUAUUUUCAUGAGACAAAUGAGCCAACAGGACCAAGUUACUCAAAUCAACCAUAUCCCUCAGUUUACCCCCCUCAGCCAGUAAAUUCACCUGCUUUUACAGAACCGACUGCUGUUGCCAUUGAACCACCGCCGUCGCAGCCAAAUACCACUUUGUAUCCCCCACAGCUUACCAAUGUAAACCCUCCACAGCCUGAAUUCAGUCUGUAUCCUCCCCUUUCUGAGAUUGGACCUUCAACAUCUCAGGGAUUUGCAGCAGCUCCCACCUUCAGCUCAGAAGUUUACUCCUCAGAUGCUGAGCCGAGAUUUCAGCUGAAAGGAGUGGCUUUUCCUUCAGCUCCCCCUCUCAGUUCAGAUGCACCUACCAGUGCCGUUUACUACUCGGAUAAACUAAACUUUCUAGGAACAACCUGCUGAAUGCUGUGGCGACGGAGCUGUUUCAGUCUUUACUGGACUUUGUGACCUUUGCAAUACACAUUAACAAUAUUUCUCUACAGGCCUUAAGAACCCAGGUACCAUGCUGCCUAUAGGGAACAAGACAUAAAUCGCACAUAUUCAGGCUUAUAAGUAUUUUAUUAUCGUUGAAACACAAGGAUGCACUGAGACCAAAUUCUGUAUACUUCUAGUUAUUUGUGGUGGUGAUCUCAUGAGAAAAGGCCAAAGAAUAAAACAAUCUGUAAACUGGUGCUUUUUGAAUACAAAAUCUGAUUCUGUGCGAACACAAUGACUCUCUACAAUGAGGCCAGCCAGGAGAUACAGCAUUAGAAUCAGUUCUUUUGCAAACUGGCAUACAAAGUCAGAGAAAAUGUCAAAACAUGGAGGUUUUUUUAGUAGAUUAGAAAACAGCCUCUAGCACAGUUUGUUAUUUUUUAUCGGGAAAAGCAGGGUAAAAAGGUUGUUAAUCAUUAAUAUAAUCCAUGCAUGGGAUAUGGAGUAAUGACGAAAAUUAAAUCUGGGAGGCUCACCCACUCCUCCAGCUUCAUCCAAUGGCUUCUCUGUGUGUCUCCGCGCCAACCAAUCAGCAUCAAGUCUGCAGUAAUCCUCAGCCAAUGAUCCUUCAAGGCUCCGCAUUUAAAGCCUCCCAUUCAUGGAUCUCCCAGCUGUCAGCCGAGCUUCGACCCUCCUCCACCCCAUCGCCUGAAUCGGAUUCUCAGUUCCAUUACCAUCAGGCUUCCUCUCCAUCACCAGUACCAGAUCCGGGGGAAGACAAUUCUAUUUCUAAGACGUUCAUCAAGUUCAUGCAUUAUCAGCAUUCAUGUCUUCUUCUGGGAUCUGAGCGCCAAACAAAUAAACCUCCAUCGUGUAACUUC
Messenger RNA from Girardinichthys multiradiatus, 2488 nucleotides. RefSeq lists its product as uncharacterized. NCBI's taxonomy places the organism in Eukaryota, Metazoa, Chordata, Actinopteri, Cyprinodontiformes, Goodeidae. The record is from RefSeq and is a predicted model, not a curated record. The transcript is spliced from 11 exons. The coding region runs from base 111 to 1595 and encodes 494 amino acids.